This is a messenger RNA of Eruca vesicaria subsp. sativa (arugula), 1685 nucleotides long. The record is from the annotation of a GenBank genome assembly. NCBI's taxonomy places the organism in Eukaryota, Viridiplantae, Streptophyta, Magnoliopsida, Brassicales, Brassicaceae.
AAAGCUGAAGCAAAAAUCGAGUUCUUGGUUCUACUCAAAUUGAAAUCAACUCCCCUCGAAUUGGUGUCUUCUUUGUGUGUGGUUUCUCUCUGCUUCUGAAAACUAGUCUUUUUUCAAGAAAUUGUGGAUCAAAUACGAGUCGUUUGAUAGCAGCGAUCUGGUCAAACUAUGGACAUGAUCAGUCAGUUACCAGAAGCUUUGCUUGUGAAGAUCUUAUGUUCACUUCCCACAACAAAAGAAGUCGUAGCCACCAGUGUUCUGUCUAAACAGUGGCGGUCUCUUUGGAAAAUGGUGCCCAAUCUCAAGUUUAUUUGCAACCGUGGCAAUCAUCUUGAGGGGUUUUCAGAUAGUGUUCGGAGGACCAUGCUUUCACUGGAGACUCCAUGUCUACAGAGUUUGCAUCUUGAUGUCUCACUUGGCCAAGAUGAAAGUAUAGAUGAUAUUGGAGAGUUAGUUGGAAUCGCAUGUGGACUCCAUGUGCGUGACUUGGUACUCGAACUAUUUAAUCCAGUAUUAAAAAAAUAUCCCAUCAUCUUGGACAACUGUCAGUCUCUGGAAACCUUGAGACUCCGUGGUGAUUUUGGUUCCAUUGCUUUAGGAGUCCCUUCUCCACUUUGUCUGAAGUCUCUUAGAACUCUGCACCUUUUAGAUGUGUUCUACCAAGACGAUGAAUCCGUUGUGAACCUUUUCGCUGGCUGUGUUCGUCUUGAAAAUUUGCUCGUUAUUCGAAGUGGUCAUGAUGGUGUGGAGACUUUCACUAUUGCCGUGCCAUCUUUACAGGAGCUAACCAUUGACGAUGACGUCUAUGGUGAUUCUGGCUAUGUGAUAAACUCUCCUUCUUUGCAAAAAUUGAAGAUUAAAGUGGUUGAAGGAAAGACUAUCGCAUCUGAAUUAAUAAUGAUUAAUGCACCUGAGCUGGUGGAGGCAACAAUUUGGACACAUGAUGAAUUUCAGCUGGGAGAAUCACUCACUUCAGUCAAACGCCUUUCCUUGCGUGUCAAUUCACUAAUGGAGGUUCCUGCUGGUAGCAUCUUCAAACAGCUGGAAUAUUUGCAGCUGUUAACAGAUUAUCUACUGUCCUGGAAUCCACUAAUGGUCAUACUUGAUAACUCUCCUAAUUUGCAAGUUCUGGAGAUCAUCGGUGAACACGAUGCUGAACUGACAUGGGAGCAACCAACACAUGUUCCUCAAUGUUUGUGCCAUCUUAAGACAUUAGAUUGGUAUGUUACGGGAUCAACAUACGGGAAAGAGGUGGCCAAAUACAUCCUAUCCAAUGCAAGGCGUUUGGAAAAUGUUGUUUUGCGCAUUGCCGGCUGCGAAAUUGAGUUUCCCUGGGAUUUUCCCAAGGAAGAAAGACUUGAGGUAUGUCAUGACAUGGAAGGAUGGUGUCCAGAUGGUUGUAAGUUUGAGCUUAUAGUGGCUCCGUUUGAUCGCGACUGUUUCUUUAGGCCGUCUUAUUAUGGUUCCUAAUUUGAGUCUGCAGAUGGUUCCGAUCUUGUGUAGUUUGUGCUCAUGGCUACUAUGUGCAACUUUUUUACUAUAACCAAACACUCGGAGAACCCCAAACUGAGUUAUUGAAUCUUUGAUAUCUCAUUACUACUACUAAAACAUCACAUGUAAGAAUCUUGUUCAAGCAGAGAAAGUAUGCAUAUAUUCAUACAAAACAUAAAUUUAACCAAACACAA